GGGUGGCGGCAGCCUGAGGAGGAACAUGGCGCUCGUAGGCAACGGAGCAGAGCUGGAGGCGGACGAGGACAUCUUUGAAGAUGCAAUGGAAACCAUCUCUAUGUUUUCUCACACAGAUAUGGCAACAAGCAGCCGUCCCUUUGCAUCCUUUGAUACAAAACGGGCCUCUGGACGGCUCGGAUCGUCUAAUGUGAGCAGGUCAACAUCAAACAAGGUGGAUCUCAAGUGUGGCCUAGAAGAAUGUGCGGUGGCAUUGAACUUAUUUCUAAGUAACAAAUUUACAGAUGCCUUAGAAUUGCUUCGACCGUGGGCUAAGGAGAGUAUGUACCAUGCCUUGGGCUACAGUACUAUUGUGGUGUUGCAGGCGGUCAUGACCUUCGAGCAACAGGACAUCCAAAACGGCAUUUCUGCCAUGAAGGACGCAUUACAAACCUGCCAAAAGAAAAAAUGCACGGUUGUAGAAUCUUUCUCAAGUCUUCUUUCUAGAGGAUCACUGGAACAGCUGACUGAAGAGGAAAUGCAUGCCGAAAUCUGUUAUGCCGAGUGUCUCCUACAGAAAGCAGCACUCACGUUUGUGCAGGAUGAAAAUAUGAUCAACUUCAUCAAAGGUGGACUCAAAAUUAGGACAAGUUACCAAAUAUAUAAAGAAUGUCUUUCUAUCCUGCAUGUAAUUCAGAAGAACAAAGUUGAACAGCAGUUCUUCUAUGAGUUUGAAGGGGGUGUCAAGCUUGGAAUAGGUGCCUUUAACUUGAUGCUCUCCCUUUUACCAGCACGGAUUAUCAGACUACUAGAAUUUAUAGGAUUUUCAGGAAACAGGGAGUUGGGCCUCCUGCAGUUACAGGAAGGUGCAUCCGGAAGAAGCCUGAGGUCUCCACUAUGCUGCUUAACUAUACUAGCUUUUCAUACUUACAUCUCCCUCAUCCUUGGUACAGGAGAAGUGAAUGUUGUGGAAGCAGAGAGUCUCCUUGCACCCUUCCUCCAGCAGUUUCCAAACGGCUCCCUCAUGUUGUUUUAUCAUGCCCGGAUAGAGCUGCUGAAAGGGAAUGUGGAAGAGGCACAAGAGAUAUUUCGAAAAUGCAUUUCAGUUCAAGAAGAAUGGAAACAGUUUCACCAUCUCUGUUACUGGGAGCUGAUGUGGAUUUAUGUAUUCCAACAAAACUGGAUGGAGGCAUAUUAUUAUUCCGAUCUGCUUUGCAAAGAAAGUAAAUGGUCCAAGGCAACAUAUGUGUUCUUGAAAGCUGCAAUUUUGAGUAUGCUUCCAGAGGAGGAUGUAGUAACAACUAAAGAGGAUAUAGUAACUUUAUUCAGACAGGUGGAUAGUUUGAAGCAGAGAAUUGCAGGGAAAUCUAUCCCUACUGAGAAGUUUGCUGUAAGGAAGUCUCGUCGUUACUCUGCCUUGUUGCCUGCACCCGUGAAGCUCAUCGUGCCUGCCCUGGAAAUGAUGUAUGUCUGGAAUGGUUUUCCAAUAGUGAGCAAGAGAAGAGACCUUUCCGAAAAUCUGUUGGUCACUGUCGAAAAGGCUGAGGCUGCUUUACAAAAUGAAAACAUAAGCGACUACUCCGUGGACGACGACUGCUUAGUGAAGCUGCUGAAGGGCUGUUGCCUGAAGAACCUACAGCGGCCCCUGCAGGCCGAACUGUGCUUCAAUCACGUCAUCCAAAGUGAAAAGCUACUGAAGUAUGAUCACUAUCUAGUGCCAUUUACUCUGUUUGAGUUGGCCUUUUUGUACAAAAGCCAAGGGGAAAUUGACAAGGCCAUAAAGACCCUAGAAACUGCAAGAAACAACUACAAAGAUUACUCCAUGGAGUCCAGGCUACACUUCCGAAUUCAGGCAGCUCUUCACCUCUGGAAAAAAACUUCCUCCGAUUGAUCAGAACACGAAGGAUGGAGUUUCCCCUCAGUUAGCACUGACAUAUGCUCUAGAUUAGACCUUGUAUUAAAGUGGGAAAGUGAUCUUGUGAAUGAGAGACAAAAAACUAAUUUUAUUGUCAAUAUUUUUUAUCAUCUGUAUGGUUUACUGUUGGUCUGCAUAAAUGUUUUUUUUCCUAUGAAACAAUGUUCAAUGUUCAGUACUGUCUAGAAAAUUCUUAUAUUUUGCCUCUCCAAAAAGAAUUUCAUAUUAGAUUUGAAUUGGAGAGUAAAGAAGUCUUUUAAAGGACUCACAGGUACAAUAAAGUCUGAUUAGAUUAUUUAUUUUUUUAAUGUGGAAAUUUAUGUUUAAGUAGCAAAGCGCUGAUAAGUUGAGCCAUUUUUAGAUUUGUUGGUCAGAGAUAUUUUGUUGCCUAGUAUUUAAAUUUAAGAGGGGAAAUAAAAAUCACCUACAUUCAAAAUAGAUUAACAAUAACCUGAAGUCUCCUGAACAAGACAGGCGUGAAUAGGGAUAGGAUAGUGUCCUUAAUGGGUUGAAGGGAACUGUAUCUAGAAAAGAUGGUGAAAUAUUAGGUUUUGGGGUUUUUUUAUUCUUCAUGUAAGUUAAAGGUGGUGACAUUUUUGAGCGACUAUCCUUUUUUUGAAUGUACUUAAAUCUAUUAUAAUAACAAAAUUCAAAAAACUCUGUCUAAAGGGAAGAAAAAGUCAUAUUUUAGAAAUUAUCCUCAACCUUAGCCAUGAGAGUCUAAAAUACAUACGUUGAUUAUUUUUUCUAUAGGAAGCAAAGUUCCUGCUGCUUUAAAUGGUAUGUAAAAUAUCAAUAAUUUUUAUACUCAUGAUGUUGGUGAGUAAGAUCUAAUUUUCUAAUAUAUCUAGCACUGUGAUGGUUCCUUGUAAAUAUCUGGACCAUGCUUUGUCCUUUAUCUGGGAAACACAAUCAGGGCAGAAUGCAGGGGAGAGCCUGGCUCUGGUACUGCUUAGCAGUCACUGGGGUGACCUUUAGGGAGCCCCCUGCUCUCUGCAUCAGCAUAUUUUCCUCAUCUGUGAAAUGGAAAAAGAACAGAUGAAUUUUCAAGGUCUCUUUUGGUUUUAUAACUGUGAGUCUGUGUAUUAGGCAUUUUCAGCAAACAGUGUCAAACUGUUUAACUCAAGCUGUUAGCACAAAGUGUGUGUCUUAUUCUACAAUCAUCUCUGUCUACCCCCACUCCGCCCCCCAUAUGUUGGGGUUAAUGACAGGAUUGCAUCCAGGGCGAGGAAAAAUAAUUCAUGGAUCCAUAAAUCAGGGUGUGGUCCUAUUUCUGUUCUAUUUUGAAGAGUAACUUAUCAUGGAAACCUCUGUGGUUUAACAGAACAUCCCCAGAUUGGGAUCUGGAGCCCACCUGUGGUAGUCAGUAGUUCCUUGACAUGGAUGGAGUAAGUCCUUCAUUCUUUCUGUGACUCCAUUUCCCCGGGAGGGGGUGCGCGAAAGCAACACAACUGCUUGGUGCUCGUGGCGGCUCAAUUAGAUGAUGCGUAGGAUAGCUUUUGGUAAACUGUGAAAGUCUAUAUGAAUAUAUGAGUUGCCGUAAUAAUAAUGGUUUUUAUGCACUGAUUACAAUACCAACACAAAAAUAUUGGCUGAGUUUGUGGCCUCUGCUGUAAAAUGAAGGAAGUGCAGAAAUUCAAACACCUUUAAAUUGUGUUUGUCAGUGUUUGUCACUGACAAUAACCCAGAUUAUGAAUUUGCUCCUUGCUGUUCAUUCCCUGCUACGUGAGUCUGCACCCGGCAGGUAUUUUGGUCUUGUUUUCUUUAAGGUGCUAAUUCUUGACCAAUACUGAAGAUACGUUUCCAGUGGAAGAUGAUUAAUACAACUUGAGUCAGAGAACUAGCCCUUCAGAGAGCAUGGUGGGAGCUCUCACUAUGUGCUAUUAAUACGAAUUACGUAGCUUUAUUUUAGGUCCAGGCGAGAGGAAAUAAAAUGAACUGUUAUUACAAUAUCAGCAAUGAAAAUAUGUUUAAUAAUUAUUUUGUAUACAACUUGAGAAAUAGGUUAUAAAUUCCAUAGAAGAGCUUUGGUAGCAUUACUUUUUUAAAGUAUAAAUACACCCACGUUGUUUUUGUGAGAAGCUGCAGGUCACAGCGAAAGUCAGUAAAAACUUAUCUUUCUGGUAUAAUUUGAAAACUAUAUGAGCUAUUGCGGUUAUUUUUAUUUUAUUUUAACUCUGCAUUACCAAACAAAUAUAAAAGAAAUUCCUGUAUCUCAUUAAAAU
Messenger RNA from Neomonachus schauinslandi (Hawaiian monk seal), 4119 nucleotides. It is a transcript of the gene TTC39B, whose product is annotated as tetratricopeptide repeat domain 39B. The record is from RefSeq and is a predicted model, not a curated record. Gene Ontology annotation, biological process: regulation of cholesterol metabolic process; negative regulation of cholesterol storage; regulation of cholesterol efflux. The transcript is spliced from 20 exons. The coding region runs from base 26 to 1870 and encodes 614 amino acids. Gene Ontology annotation, molecular function: protein binding. NCBI's taxonomy places the organism in Eukaryota, Metazoa, Chordata, Mammalia, Carnivora, Phocidae.